AUGUCGAGACGGUCGAACCGUUACAACCAGAACGUUCAAAAUUUGGUUAAAGGUGGUUGUUUAACCCUCAAGAAGAAAGGUGAAAGGAUCAAAAAGCCUCGUCGAAAGGUUGCCGAGAAGCCGGUUAGUACCCGGACUCCAGUCGACCUCAAAACAAGAAUGGAAAUAGCUAGAAAGAAUAGACAAAUUCAGAUUCAGAAAAAGGCCAUAAAAAGGGAAAGACAACGUCGCGCUAUGCUAUCGAGAUGGUCUGAGAUAAAGGCGCAGAACUUGAAAAGAAACAUCGAUUUACUGCAGCAGGUACUUUACGAUAUCGUAUUUUAAAACAUGCUAUAAUUCAGGCUUUAAGAGAUUCAGACAAGCUUCACCAAGAAUUGGAGCAAAAGUCAAAAGAAAAGGAUUCUGGGAUUAACAGAGUGAUUUCAAGGUUAAAUGCAUUAAUCGACAUAAAAUCCGAAAGUAGUGAAUAA
Molecule: messenger RNA, 470 nt
Organism: Bursaphelenchus xylophilus (pine wood nematode)
Lineage: Eukaryota; Metazoa; Nematoda; Chromadorea; Rhabditida; Aphelenchoididae
Source: the annotation of a GenBank genome assembly